GCCCCAGGCCGCCAUGGCGGGGAAGAAGUUCUCGUCCUACCACCUCGCUGCGGCCCUCCGCCGAGAGCCGGACCCCGCCGCCGCGCUGCGCCUCUUCCUCAACCCCCCGACCUCCACCAUCCCAUCCUCGGCGCCGUUCCGCUACUCCCUCCGCUGCUACGACCUCAUCAUCUCCAAGCUCGCCGCCGCGCGCCUCUUCCCGGCCAUGGAGUCCGUCCUCUCCCGCCUCGCCUCCUCCUCGGUUCCCCGUCCCCGCGAGCAGCUCCUCUGCCGCGUCAUCUCCGCAUACGGCCGCGCCCGCCUACCCGCCGCCGCGCGCCGCGCCUUCGCGCACCCGGCCUUCCCCGAGCCCCGCACCGCCCGGGCGCUCAACACCCUCCUCCACGCCCUGCUCGCCUGCCGCGCCCCCCUCAGCGACCUCCUCGCGGUCUGCCGCGACGCCAGGAUCCCGCCCGACGCGUGCACCUAUAACAUCCUCAUCCGAGCCGCCGCUGCCUCUGGCUCCCUCGAGCACGCGCGCCACCUGUUCGAUGAAAUGCUGCGCCGGGGCAUCGCGCCGACCGUCGUCACGUUUAGCACCGUCGUCGCCGCGCUGUGCGAUGCCGGCCAGCCGGAAGACGCGUUCGAGGUGAAGGAGGUGAUGAUCAGGCUGUACAAUGUGUCGCCAAAUGCUUUUGUGUAUGCGAGUCUGAUGAAGGGGCUCUGUGAGAAAGGAGAUGUGGAUGCUGCGGUGAGGCUCAAGGAAAAGAUGGCGGGGAAUGCAGAACUUGUGCUCGAUUCAGCUGUAUAUGCGACACUUGUACGAGCGUUGUUCCGGGUAGGGCGGAAGGGUGAGGUAGUUGGAAUGCUGGAGGAGAUGAAGGGGAGGGGGAUUGUGCCUAAUAGGGUGGUUUACAAUGCGAUGGUCGCAGGCUUCUGCGAGGAUGAGAGGGAUCCAAGUGCUGCAUUUGCGGUGCUUGACGACAUGCAGAAGAGUGGGUGCAAGGCAGAUGCGGUGACCUAUAAUACGCUGGUUGCGGGUCUGUGCAGGUUGGGGCAGUGGCGGGAUGCUGCUGAAUUGGUAGAGGAUAUGCCAAGGCGGGGGUGCCCUCCGGAUGUGGUGACCUACAGAAUGCUCUUUGAUGGGAUGUGUGCUGCUGGGGAGUUUCUUGAGGCAGAUCAGGUUUUGAAUGAGAUGGUUUUCAAGGGUUUUGCACCAAGCAAGGAUGGUGCAAGGGAGUUUGUUCAGGGGAUUGAGAGGGAAGGAGAUGCGGCAUUGCUGGAGGCAGUGUUGUGCAGACUAGCGAAGGUGAAUGCUUUGGAGUCGAGUGGAUGGGAGAAGGCUGUGAGUGGUGUGCUGAAUGGUCCCUCAAAGUUGAGGCUAGAGAAGCAGCUAGAUUCUUUACGAAUUGCUUGAGUAGACAUCACUGCGGAUUUGAUCAAUGCAGUGUUGUUGUGAAAAAUGACAAGCACGAAGUAGAGUGAGGAGCAAUCAAAGCUUGGAUCAGCAAGCACGUACUGUUGGCUGAUCGUACAGAGAACCAGGCAUUGGUAGAUCGAUCGAGAUCGAGGUUGAUGCCAUAUCGAGGCAGGCGUUUGCAUGUCGGUAUCGGCGAUCCAGCAGGAGAAACAAGUGUAUGUGGGCGCGUUGAGACGAUGGCGACCUGCCCUCCAAGCUCCAAGGCUGGAACUCGGGACGGUAUGCAUUACGCAUCGCUAUCGUAGGCUGUGGUCUUGUGGACACAAGGAGGUUUGGUCACGUGAUCUUUCACUUCGUGCUACAUCGGGGGCAGCGUGCCAGCACUAGUUGGGUGCCUCCAAGAUCACAAUCUAAAGACAGUACCUUACAUGAAACUCUUUAAAGAUUCCAAAUCAUUUUGAAAGUGACUUCAAAUCAUGUGGUUAUGGAAGAACCACAGGAGGAACGCGAUGACGAG
This is a messenger RNA of Panicum hallii, 1916 nucleotides long. RefSeq names its product putative pentatricopeptide repeat-containing protein At1g53330. Gene Ontology annotation, molecular function: protein binding. The transcript has 2 exons. Lineage: Eukaryota; Viridiplantae; Streptophyta; Magnoliopsida; Poales; Poaceae. The record is from RefSeq and is a predicted model, not a curated record. Bases 14 to 1396 code for a protein of 460 amino acids.